CCAGUAUUGAUCAGUGUGUGUUUACGUAGAGAGCUGAGCAGUGUCUUUUCUCCGUCGCUCGCAGUCAGUCAUAACACACAACAAUGUUUUCUGUGAUGAUCCAAAUGAGUGCACACAGUUUGCACAGCUGUUUGCUCUGUGUUACUCUGAGUUUGGUGCUGCUAAGUGAAGUUGCCGUAACAACAACAAGCAGGGGAGAUCCGAGUGUCCGUGAAGCUCGGUCAGUGGGUGGUCAGGUGGUUCAACCAGUGGACUGUGCUUUAUCAGUGUGGAGUGCUUGGUCACGCUGCGACACCUGUCAGAAGAAGAGAUAUCGCUAUGCUAAGCUGGAGCAGCCCUCUCAGUUUGGAGGGGAGCCGUGCAGCGUCCAUGGCAGGGAGGAGGAGGCCUGCAUCGUUCCAGCCCGCUACACCUGUGACAACGUUCCUCUCUGUGAAGGAUUCCUCUGCACCCAGACUGGUCGCUGUAUUCCCAGACCGCUGCAGUGUAACGGGGAGGAUGACUGCGGGGACAUGUCAGAUGAAGCAGGCUGUAAGACGCUCUCUAAGCCCUGCAGGCAGGAUGCUGAGGAGUACUGGGGAAUUGAAAAUCUUGCCAAAGGAAUAAACGUCUUGAACAGUAACCUGGAAGGAAUGGUGCUUGAUAACAGAUACUAUGCAGGCAGCUGUCUGCCUCAUUAUAUCCAGGAUGUCAGAUUCAGGAAGCCUUACAACUUACACCAGUACACACUGCAGACAAAAGGCACUUAUGAUUUCACCCUGCAGUCUUUCGACUCAUACUCUGACUACAUGGACCACACCGUUAAGGAACGCACAAGCAAAACCACCGUUUCCAUUGGCUUUGGCUUUCCAGGAAUAUUUGAAUUUGGAUUCAACUACAAUAGUGACAAAUACUCUAAGUCAGUCCAGAAGAUUCGCCGUGUGUCUGGCAAGACCAACAGCUUUGUGAGGGCGAAAGCAGAACUGGAGUUGGCCCAGUACAUGUUGAAGUCAGAUGAUUUGAUGCUUCAUCCAGAGUUUCUGCAGCGUCUGCGCGCCCUGCCACAGACUUAUGUUUAUGGGGAAUACAGACAGAUCUACAGAGACUAUGGCACCCACUACAUCACUGAGGCUGCACUCGGAGGAGACUAUGAGCACACCAUCAUCUUGAACAAGGAGAGGCUGGAGAAGUCAGAUUAUUCCUUGGACGACUACAAAUCUUGCAUGCAGGUAGGCCUUAAGGUUGGCUUGAACGUAGGUGUUUAUGUGACGGGUGGGAUUCAAGGUGGAUCCUGUGACGGUCUUUUGAAUGAAAUGGGAGCGGACACAGUAAAUGGCAGCAUGGUGGAGGACUUUGUUGCUGUUGUGAACGGUGGAAGUAGCGAAUCCAUCACUGCUUUGGUGUCGAAGAACCUUCCCACCCCAGAGCUGAUGAGGCUAUGGGGCGAAGGUGUGCGCUUCAACCCUGACUUCAUUCGCAAAACGACUCGGCCGCUGUAUGAGCUGGUGACCUCCAGAGACUUUUCCCAUUACACCACCUUGAAAAGAAACUUGAAGAGAGCCCUGUCAGAGUACCUGGCGGAGGCUAGUUCAUGUCGCUGUGCUCCCUGUCGCAACAAUGGAGUGGCUGUUAUGAGAGCAGGGACAAGGUGUGACUGUGUGUGUCCUGUUGGUUACUCUGGGUGGGGCUGUGAAAUCACUACCAGGCGAAAAGAAAUUGCCAUCGAUGGCAGCUGGAGCUGCUGGGGAACGUGGUCGUCCUGCAGCGGAGGACAAAUGACAAGGACUCGACAGUGUAACAACCCGACACCCAGCAACGGAGGCAUGACAUGCAGAGGACUGGAGAAAGAGUCUACUGAUUGCUUUUAAAAAUCCCCGAUGUCAAGGAUGUCAUGGUGUGUUUGUCUUUGACUGCCUAAGUGUGACUUAAUGAUUCAUAUUUGAAUAAAAACGCACCUAAAUUGGA
Messenger RNA from Acanthochromis polyacanthus (spiny chromis), 1944 nucleotides. It is a transcript of the gene c8b, whose product is annotated as complement component 8, beta polypeptide. Gene Ontology annotation, cellular component: membrane attack complex. The transcript has 12 exons. The record is from RefSeq and is a predicted model, not a curated record. The coding region runs from base 84 to 1847 and encodes 587 amino acids. Gene Ontology annotation, molecular function: protein binding. Gene Ontology annotation, biological process: immune response. Lineage: Eukaryota; Metazoa; Chordata; Actinopteri; Pomacentridae.